UCUUCAUCAAACAGCAUUUGCAGUUUCAACAUUCAAUCUCUGUCAUCACCAAGAAGAUGAGCCCACCACCAGCUUCUUCAAGCUUCCAUGGCUUCCAGCACUCAUCCAAGGAUCUCAUCAAAGGCCCACGUCCCUCUCCUUUGAUGAUCAACAGAAGCUCCCAUUCCAUCAGAAAACCUUCAUCUUCGCUGGCGCCGCUGCAUGCCUCCUCCGUCACAGAGACGACGACCACCACGAAUCCCAAACCCCAUCAUCAUCAUCAACAGCAACAAAUAAGGAAGCCCAUCAUCAUCUACGCGCACUCACCCAAGACCAUCCAUACCAAGCCUCAAGAUUUCAUGGCUCUGGUUCAGAAGCUCACCGGCAUGCCCCGUCCUAAAGACAAAGACGUUAUUGCUGUUUCCGGCGCCGGCACCGAGAACCUGGAGUCUUCCUUGUCCGACGAAUCGAUUAUUAGCAGUAUUAAACAAGAGAAUAAGCACGGUACUUCUGAAGCUAAUAACGAGAUUACGAGCUCGUCAUCACCAUCGGUGCCAGUAUAUAGACAUACUACUGGUUCUGCAGAAUUUAAUUAUGCUGAUAUACCUCUAUUUACACCGAAUUCUUCAGAUUUCUUGAGUCCCUACUCUAGAUCGGUGUAUAAGCAUUCUGAUUCACUCUUUGGUAUGCUGGGUACUUUGAUUUCACCUUCUGGGUUGGAAUUCAUCAAAGAGCUUCCUGAAUAUUGAAUUUUACAACUUUUUGGGGUUCAUUUGCACGUGAAGGUCAAUAUCUGAUUUCUUGCUUGAUUGGUUUGUUUGUCUCUACUUUGAAUAAGGUUUUGUUAGCUGCAAAAUAACAAUUAGAUGCCUAGAAUAUAGAAUAUGUAGUAGCUAGCUAGGUAUCAAUCCACCAUGAAUUUUCAAUAAAAUUUAAUUUAUUCUUUGUGCAUGUAUAUAGAUAUAUACAACGUGUAAGUUCUACAAAAAAGGGCAAAAGUUGAUUGAUUUGGUUUUUCGUUUGUUGAUGUAAACUCAUUUUUUUUGAUAUAUUCCUAGUUUCAUUUCAUUUUUUUCAAUGUGUAAAAGUUUGAACUCUGCCA
Prosopis cineraria is the source of this 1081-nucleotide messenger RNA. Its product is annotated as VQ motif-containing protein 8, chloroplastic. Gene Ontology annotation, cellular component: nucleus. Bases 57 to 728 code for a protein of 223 amino acids. NCBI's taxonomy places the organism in Eukaryota, Viridiplantae, Streptophyta, Magnoliopsida, Fabales, Fabaceae. The record is from RefSeq and is a predicted model, not a curated record. The transcript has a single exon.